AUGGUAAACGUAACGACUCCCCUGCGCAUCGGCGCCCUCAUCUUCCCGGGUUUCACGGGUCUGGAUCUGUUCGGGCCGUUGCAGGCUCUCAACUCGGGCCUUUCACUGCAACACCCCCUGACUCUGUCCUUGCUCUCGACCAACAUGGACCCAGUCAGUAUCGAUCGGCCCGUUCUCACCGGAAUCGUCAUCGGGAAUGCGUCUACAUUUGCCUCGCCGGACUUCACUGAAUACGAUCUGCCUACGCACACGCUGGAUGAUGCCCCCGAGCUGGAUAUUAUCAUGGUCCCAGACGGCGGCGGUACUCGCAACGUCAGUGCGACCCAGCCGCACGUAGACUGGCUUAGCGAGCGUAUCGACCCAAAGACUUCGAAGCUCAAGUACCUCCUCACGGUAUGCACAGGCGCCUCCCUCGCGGCGCGGACGGGACACCUUGCCGGGCGCAAUGCCACGACCAACAAGGCGGCCUUCAACUGGGUCAAGACGGUCGAGGGCGCCGACAAGGUGCACUGGAUCGCCAAGGCGAGAUGGGUCGUCGACGGUAACAUCUGA
Messenger RNA from Anthostomella pinea, 552 nucleotides. The record is from the annotation of a GenBank genome assembly. NCBI's taxonomy places the organism in Eukaryota, Fungi, Ascomycota, Sordariomycetes, Xylariales, Xylariaceae.